Molecule: messenger RNA, 5175 nt
Organism: Bombyx mori (domestic silkworm)
Lineage: Eukaryota; Metazoa; Arthropoda; Insecta; Lepidoptera; Bombycidae
Exons: 7
Coding region: 404-5077 (1557 amino acids)
Molecular function (GO): protein binding; RNA binding
Source: RefSeq, a predicted model, not a curated record
AAUUAAUGUUCAAGAGAGACGAAAGUUUAAUUUUGGUAAAUGUGAUGAAUGCAUUGACAUCUGCUACGUGGAGAUUCGAAGGACAUCUUGGAGAAAUGCUUCUUGUAUAUGUUCUUAUUGUUUCCUAUUGUUUCAAAAUCCAGUCGCUAUAAUUAUAUGAAUGCAAUAACGCGUUCUUUUCAUAAGUACUGAACGAAAAAUCAGCCAUGUUUAUUUUGAAAUGUCAACAUUGAUCAGAAAUGUCAAAUAAAUAUUAUUUUGUUUAAUUCCGCGCUAAAUAUUUCAUUAAAAACUAAAGUUAUUAAAGUGUGUGAUCAUUUAAAAAUCGUAUUGAGUAAAAAUUCUUUCUGCAAAUCAUUAAAAGAGUGUCAGUUUUCCUGAGAUAUGUUUUAACACCUUCAAUAUGAGGCGAGGUCACUUAAGUUCAGGCGGUUGGCGGACUGAAAAUCCCAGACAACAUAGGCCUAGAAACCCAGGAAACCCACGCUUCAGGCCUCCCAGACCGUAUAAUCUUCACAAUCCUAACAGGUUCCCACAUCCAGGGCCUAGACUACACAGACCGCCUCAUUUUGGAAAUUAUCCUAAUAGAGGAGACCAGCAUUAUGAUGACUAUACUGACCAUUAUGAGAGACACACUUACAGAAACCAUAACAGUCCUCAGCGCAAUAGCUCCCUUAAUUCUAGACAUAGAGGUCAUUACCAAAAUAGAGGAGGAGGCCAAAGGCAAAUACUUCCAUACCUCCAACAAACAAGAACACUUGAAACUCAAAUUUCAAAUAUUAAAUGUUAUGAUAACAAUAAAUCACAAGCAUACCAUAUAAACAGCAUGGGUGAUGUCGACCACAGAAUUGUUGCUAACAAUUCACUUGCUCAAGAAAGACUUUUAAAUCACAGUCCUUGGGUAAACCCUCAUUUUGAUUGCAAAUCAUACCAAAAUAAAAGCCCUCAAAAACAUCAUUUAAAGUACAAUGAAAAUAUCGAAAAUAAAAACAGUCAACCAAACUAUCCAGGACACAGACCCCCUGCUUCUGAUCACUACAGUACCACUCCUGAUUUAGAAAACACAAAUAAUGAUAUAUCAUUCAGCAGGUCUAUAGAUGAUACUGUAGAUAUUGUUAGAAAGCGACUUUUAAACAGGAAUGAGCCUCCAAGUCCAUCUUGUGAUGAUCCAAAUGAAAAUCAAAUGACUACAAUCAACACAUCAUCAAUUCCAUAUGAGAAUCCUCAACAAGAGCAGCCUGUAAAGAGAAGAGUGCAGAGACAAAGACAAAUAGAAAAAUCGAACUGUGACAAAAUGAAAAACAAUAUUGUGAAACAGUUAUUCAAAAUGGACAAAGACAAAAUACAUAAAUUGAUGGACAACCCUAAUUCAUCAACAAAAUUUGAAUAUGCAAUAAACAGUUUUAUAACAGAAUCUCAGAACAGCUUGAAUCGUCACAUGAGAUCAUUAGCCGAGAAAUCUCUCAGUAGUUCCAGUCAUGACUUUAUUCACAACGACAAUAAUACUAUUUAUGAAGACACAUUCAUGAAGCAGAUGCAGUGUAUCUUAGAUCCGCAAGAUACAGUUUUACUUGAAGACAUAAAACCACUUGUUUUGGCUGAACUUAGUAAGAUUUUGAAAUUAAAUAAUGUGCAACAGGUGUAUGAGAUUGCAGAAACUGAAGAUAACACUUAUAGUGCAGAACAUGUUGAUUAUGAUUAUCAUAGUGAAAAUAUAUAUAACGAUAAUUAUGCACAAGAAAGAUAUUUAAAUCAAGAUGAAAUUGAUGAUUAUACUGAUUUCCACGGUGGUGAGGUACCAAAAUUUGAUGAACAGGAUGAGAUGAAACAUCCCAUUCAAAGUCACCCUAAUAAUCUGUAUAGAAGACGAAGCUCAGAGAGUUUUAAAAGUACAGAAAAUAAAAGAAACAAUACCAACCAACAGGUAAUUCCUGAAAUAAAGCCCUUGUUUGAAACACACAGAGAACAGAGCUCUGAAGAUGAAGAUCCUUUUGCUGAAUUAGACAGGCAAUACCAUGUUCCAGUUGACCACACUUUUCUAGAAAGUGAGGACUGCAUAAAUCCGUCCACUUCAACAUCAAAGUCAGCCAAUGAGUUUGUUUCACCUAAAACUGAAAAACCCUCAUUAGAUGAUAUUCCAAAUCAUUCUGAACAGAUAAAAAAUGAGAUACAAAUCAAAAAUAACUCAGAUUUAUGUAUAAAACUAGAAAACACUUUUCUUGAGCAAGAUCCAAAUGUAAUAAGUGAAAUCAUUACAAAUGAUUUAACAUGUUCGGUAGAGAGCCCAGUUCAGAAUGCAUCAAUGCAAUCUUAUUCAGAAACAAUGAAAAAACAUUUUACAAGCACUGAGAUAAAAGAAGAAAUAAAUCCAGUACCUAAAUAUGUUGAAAAAAAAAUUUCAGAAAAAGAUUUAAUUACAAACAAAGAGAUUGUACCUACAAGUUCUCGUAAAAGAUCAAUUGACCAAAGACCGUAUCAUCGAAAAGAAAAACGUAAAAAAAGUGAUCCAGGACUUUACGAUUCCAACAAACAUAAUAGUAAUAAAAACACAAAUAAAAAUGUAAAUAGUGGCACCUCAAAAAAUGUUGAGAAUUCUGAAGAUGUUCCAAAACCAUUGUUUAAUUUGUUCUUAUCAAAGAAUGAGAAUAAUAAACAUCCAUCCAAAGAUGCUAAAAGGUUAGAAACUGGAGACAAGGGAUACUCAGAUAAAUAUGUCAAAAGGAAAGAAUAUACAAAAAAACAUAGACAUACAACACCAAUGAAAAAACAUAAUAAUACUAACUAUAGUCAUUCCAUAAUAUCUAAAGAUGAUAAUACAAGUCCUGUAGAUAUUAGCACUAGUAGCAAUAAUCAAAGUUCUAACAGAAUUGAUACUAAAACGAAAUUAAAAACAAUUGACAUGUUUAUGGAUCAGCCCAAAAAAUCAAAUUUACAUCAAGCACAUAGAAAUACAUCCAUAGCUCCUAGUAAAAAUGGAAAUCCAAUAGGAAAACAUAGCCCAAACAAACAAACCGGUGUAAGUCAUAAAGAAAAUAGUAUUAAAAAGUUAAUUUCAAAGGAAACUCAAACAAUAAACAAAAGCACAUUCAAUACUAAAAGUAGUCAAACUGAAAGGAAGAAAUUUAAUACUAAAUCAAUACAAACAGACCCAAUCUCGGUGCAGAAAGAAACUACAAAAUCAACUGAUGUUUUUGAGAGAAUGAAAGAGAUUGACCUAGAAAUACAAGUACUCCUGCAAGAGAAGUUUAAGCUCUAUAAUUCAUUUGAGUCAAAGAAUACUUGUCCGGUUAAUGAACAAACUCUUGGCAUGACAGUAUUAAAUGUAGUGCCAGUAAAUAGAGGAGAUGGAACUGAAUCUGCUGAAAUAAUUAUUGAAGGUGAUUUAUCAGAAGACUCUAUUGUCGAUGAUUUCAGCAACAUACCUGUUGAAGAGCUUGAACAAAUAGCCUUAGAGACAGUUGAAGAAACUGAACCAACACAAGAAAGAAGAUUAAGAAGACACAGUCAAAAACAAGUGGAACAAAAUGUUUCUGCCUUAAGUCCUUCAUCACUUAAAAGAAGUAAUAGGAAAGGAAAACCGCUUAACAUAUCACUCUUGGAGCAAAUCAUAACUGAUGACAGGCCUCUUGAAGAUAUAAUCGUACUUGACGAACUUGAAAAUGUACCAUCGAAAGUGAAUAAAAAGAAAUCACAAAGAACUCACACACCAAAAGCUAGAAAAGUAUCGAAGAAAAUGAAACCCUCAAGCACUUCUAUUAAUCUAUCACAGCAUAAUAUCAAAGAAUGCUCAGUUGUUUUACAACCUCUAGAUAUAAGUCCUUAUUUAGAAUUAUUAUGUGAAGAACCUUCUGAAUGUGAUGAGGCUAUAGCUGGCCAUAAGUCACCCAUUUAUCUAUUCUCUAAUGACACCCUAGAACUACCCUCAGAAACACUCAAUCAACAAAUGGAAGUUAUAGAAGAAACAGAUGUCAAUGACAUACAGUUUGACAUGCUAGAUGUUUCAGAGGACAUAGUUAUCGGGGACAAUUGUGAGAUUAAAUCUAGGGACACUGAUAGAAUAGAUGUACCUAUCAGUGAAGAUAUAAUACUAGAUAACAGUCAGUCUUCAUGUGACAACGCGAUAUCGGAGUUUGCACAAAAUGAACCAGAAUGCAAAACCUAUGAUUACUCUACUGAUGAGAAUCUACGCCGAGAUGCAAUUACAGUUACUGGGAACGCUGAUGCAGUCCUUGCUAUUGAGUGCAUAGAAAACAACUUCAUUGCGGCUUGUCUAGAUGGUAAUGUCUAUCACUUCAACAGUGAUGGCCAACUGCUGAAUACUUUAAGGGGCUCUAAUUUAGCAGUUACCUGCAUUACUAUAGUAAAAGAAAAAUAUGGGACGACAGUCUAUACUGGUUCGCUGGAUUCUAGGAUACGAUAUUACGAUUUAGAGACAGGAGUGGAAAAGGGCCCGGAGUGCAAUGUUCUUAGUCCAAUCCAGACUAUGGAUCGCGCCUGGGACACUAUAUUCGUCGGUACAAGAACUGGUUUUGUGCUGCAAUUUGAAUGCAAAAACAACAUGCUCAUUCCAGUCAGCACUGUGAAAUUUUCGGAUCAGUCAAUCUUGGCUCUGCGAGCUAUGAAAGAAGGCCCAAGGAAGGUUCUACUUGUGGCAGCGCGUUCAGAGAAUGUGACAAUUAAGGACGCACAAACAGGACUGCUGCUAAGGUCCUUAGUGGGUCCAAAAAUGACUGUCUACACUUUAUUAUUUGAAGAUGGCAAAGUGUACUGUGGAACGAGCAGUCAUCAGAUACAUGUAUUCGAUUAUAGUACUGGCAGCCACGUUGGUUCACACGAAGGCGGUAAAGGCGCGGUGUGCCUGCGAGCGACGGGCGGGUUGGUGUUCGCGGGCUGCUACGAUGGCUGCGUGUAUGUGUACCGCGAGGGAGAGACUAGACCCCUCGCGCAGUUACGUGGCCCCAGCCUUAUGUUACUGUCUCUGGCUAUUGUUGGCAGCAAGAUAAUCGCGGGCUAUAAAGAUAGAGGAUUGUAUAUAUGGAAGAUACCUUUAAAUAUACUAAAGGAAAUGAUUUUAUGAAUACCUACCUGAAUGUUAAUAGAUUUUCUCACCUUUAGUUGUAGUUGUUAUUCAUAAAUGUAAAGAUUUUUUUCUGUAAAUAAAAAAUAUAUAUAUUU